Anisakis simplex (herring worm) is the source of this 252-nucleotide messenger RNA. The record is from the annotation of a GenBank genome assembly. Lineage: Eukaryota; Metazoa; Nematoda; Chromadorea; Rhabditida; Anisakidae.
AUGCCCAAAGACCGCGAAAACAGAUGUUGCGGUGAGGGUGUAAUGCCCUGCGAUCCGCAGGAAAGCGGUGAGGAUGUAGUGCCCAACGACCCGCAGGCCGCUCCGCAAUUGGACAACCUCAAUGGCGGUCAACCGAAUGACCACCUCGAGGAGAGCAGGGACCAAGUUGACGGAAGCAAGCUCCGUGCCUUCCGGCUGCCCGCAAGAUCUUGGGAGAGAUCAUUGCCGAAUGGGCAGUUACUGGCAAGGUGA